AUGCCGAUAAAUAGAUCGCCUCCUCUUACGGCUACAACUAAGUUAUCGCUCACUACGCCACUGUUAGCCCCGUUGCAACAUAGGUCAUCCGUGCCGAAUAUUGCAAGCGAAGAGCGCGAGAAGCGUUUGGAAUGUGACAUUCCUAACAUUACUCAACGUAAUAAACGUAAGUGUUUGGAUUUGGAUACCCAACACGACAACCAAAUUUCAGUUUUUAUGUCUGAGCUGAAAACCAUGUUUCUUGAAUGUAAGGAACAGCAGGACAAAAAAAUUGAAAAGAUUUACACAUCAAUUGAGGAGGUUAAAGCCCAAAACGUGACUAUUCAAUCUACGGUCACUUUCUUGUCACAGAAUUACGAUGCGCUGCAAGAUAGAAUCAAUCAAUUGGAGACACAACUUGUGACAGAAAGAGAAACUAAUUUGUUACAUCUACAAAAAUUGCAAGACAAUCUUGAAAAAAUGGAGCGGGAGCUAGGUCUACAUGUGUAG
Messenger RNA from Arctia plantaginis, 489 nucleotides. The record is from the annotation of a GenBank genome assembly. Lineage: Eukaryota; Metazoa; Arthropoda; Insecta; Lepidoptera; Erebidae.